Molecule: messenger RNA, 939 nt
Organism: Penicillium hordei
Lineage: Eukaryota; Fungi; Ascomycota; Eurotiomycetes; Eurotiales; Aspergillaceae
Product: ribonuclease P subunit p30 family protein
Exons: 2
Coding region: 1-939 (312 amino acids)
Biological process (GO): tRNA processing
Cellular component (GO): nucleolar ribonuclease P complex
Molecular function (GO): RNA binding
Source: RefSeq, a predicted model, not a curated record
AUGUUUUACGACCUGAAUGUACCUUACAGCCCCGAUGACCCGGAGGUGCCCCACACUUUGAAUUUCCUUGCCGAACUUGGUUACACUACUGUUGCCCUGUCUCAAACAAUCAACGGGAAGCUUCCUCCGACCAUCGCCCCUCCUCCUCUACCAACGAACGCGCCGAAAUCCCUCCAACUGCUGACCCGGUUGAACCUGACUCUGGCCGACCCCGCGCAGAAUCAGCGCCUAACCGCCCUGACUCAAGCGUACGACAUCGUUGCUCUCCGGCCCACAAAUGAAAAGUCGCUUCUAAAUGCUUGCACUAACUUGGAAUGCGACGUGAUCUCCGUGGAUCUCUCGGUGCGACUUCCAUAUCACUUCAAAUUCAAAAUGCUGUCCGCGGCAAUAUCACGUGGAGUCCGUAUCGAGAUCUGCUAUGGGCCAGGGAUCACGGGGAGUGGGCUUGAUGCCCGAAGAAACCUCAUUGGGAAUGCAACAUCCUUGAUCCGCGCGACACGAGGUCGAGGCAUUAUUGUGUCCAGUGAAGCGAGACGAGCUUUGAGUCUACGAGCCCCGUGGGACGUGAUCAAUCUUGCCUGUGUCUGGGGUCUAUCACAAGGGCGUGGAAAGGAAGCUGUCUGCGAAGAGUCGCGGAAGGUGACCGCAUUGGCCAAGUUGAAGCGAACCAGUUGGCGAGGCAUCGUGGAUAUCGUCCACGGUGGAGAGAAAGCCAAAACUGAAGAACCCACGCCAAAGCAAAAGGGUGUCCCAAAAGCUAGCGCCCUAAAAGCCAAAGAAACCGCGCAGCCAGAAAAUGGAGCGGACAAUCUCAAGAGGAAGGCAUCUAUCAGUUCUGAGCCUGUCGCCGAGGACGCCGACAAGCCUUUGUCCAAGCGAGAAAUCAAAAGACGAGCCAAGAAAGCACGAUUCGACGCAAAAGGAGAGAAUGCCACUUGA